AUGGCCAAGUUAUCAAAAAUUGGAAAGAUUACACUUGGUUCAAUACUAUUAUUCACGAUAGUUGUGACAGUAUUGGAAUGUCUUGUAAUAUACUUUCAUGUGUCACUCGUGAGUGAUUUUACGCUUGAUGAGCAUGGAAAAGGAAUAUCGACUGCUGAUUUAAUUUAUCAUUCGAUAUUUCUUUUUUCACUAUUAUUUCAGAUAUUAUUAGUUGCUGAUGCAUUGCAUUAUCGUAAUACUAUUCAAAUAGUCGCAUUGGUGAUCUUUAAUCUACUCUCGUUAGCAUAUGCCGGCAUUCAACUCUACCAACACAAAAUACUUGAAGACGAAGGACUUGAUAAAGCGGAAUGGAAUCCCAAAAAUCGAGGGAAAUUCACAUCCCCCGAGGAUACGAAAAAGUAUUUCGAAAAGCGAAUACGACCACUUGAAUAUACAAUCAUUGGUCUCGUGACCAUGUAUUUCAACAUAUUUACAUUCUUGUCAUAUAAAUUAAUGACGGAAUUCGGUUGGGAGAAUUAUAAAACUUAUUCCGCUGAUGUGAAAAUACGAAAUGCUUACGUUGAAUUAACGAUACUUCAAACAUUGAUAAAAAUGGAUGUGUUCUUUGUGCUCUCUUAUGCGGUACAAUUGAUCCCCUCUCAUCAAAUAGGCUACCCCAAUUGGAUGUUCGAAACAGUAUUGAUCUGUGUUCUUGGUCCGGUGAUGUUGCUCUUAGCAUGGUGGGCAGCGACAAAAGAACAAAAAUACGCAGUUCUAGUCGUAAUCAAUAUAUUGUUCUUAUCGGAAGGAUAUUUGUUAUAUCGUCUGGUGCGAGUAAAUAUAAAACGUGAUCCAGAUCCAUACCGGUUCACUCGAAGAUUUUUAUCAUUUUUUCUUGCAACAACCUUUGUAUUGGUCGCGAUCACGAUAGUAUACGCGAUUAUUUGUUUCAGAAAUAUGAUGAGAGGAACUUACGUUUUGACUGUAUUCGGUAUAGAUGAUGUUAGCGUUCCCCCAGGAGAUGCUUACACAUUGUUUGAAGAUCAGCAACCGAAUUCUCCAACUAGUCCAAGAAAAUCGAAUAGGAUGAGUCAGAUCGAGCAAAAUCGGUUGUCAAAGUUGAACUCUCCUAGAAUUUUGUUGGAUUGA
Messenger RNA from Ambispora gerdemannii, 1128 nucleotides. The record is from the annotation of a GenBank genome assembly. Lineage: Eukaryota; Fungi; Glomeromycota; Glomeromycetes; Archaeosporales; Ambisporaceae.